AUGGCGAUCAACGCCGAAAAGCCCGGGGCGAGGGAUACCGUGCUGGCAGCAGAAGCUGCCCACGCCCAAGCCGUUGUCAAUGCGGCUACCGAAAAAUUGGAGGGAGAUGAUCAGAUGGAGGAGGCUUCUCCAUUGGAGUCCCCCUCGGAGGAACUCGUCCUUUCAGAGGAUAUGUGUUAUGACCAGUUAGGGUAUUCGUUCAGCGAAAAGAAAAAGUGGACGAUCAUCAUGGUCAUUUUCCUUGUUCAAACCUCGAUGAAUUUUAAUACGUCGCUCUAUUCGAACGCCAUCCCCGGUAUCUCGGAAGAGUUCAAUGUAUCCGCGCAAGCUGCGCGUUGCGGAGCCAUGAUAUUCCUGGUUUUGUACGCUUUUGGGUGUGAGCUUUGGGCUCCAUGGAGUGAGGAGCUGGGUCGCAAGCCCAUUCUACAGGCAUCUCUGUUCUUCGUCAACGUUUUCCAACUCCCCGUGGCUCUGGCGCCCAACUUCGCAUCCAUCAUGGUCGGUCGUGCCCUCGGUGGUCUGUCAUCCGCUGGUGGCUCCGUCACCCUGGGAAUGAUCGCCGAUUUGUGGGAGCCCGAUUGCCAACAAUAUGCCGUCGCCGCCGUCGUCUUCUCGUCAGUUGGUGGAUCUGUGCUCGGUCCGGUGGUUGGAGGCUUCGUUGAGGCUUUCCUACCAUGGCGCUGGAACAUCUGGAUCCAGCUGAUCUUCGGUGGUUUCGUGCAAGUCGCCCAUCUUUUGUUUGUGCCGGAGACCAGAACCACCGUGAUGAUGGAUCGCAUCGCAAAGAAGAUGCGCAAGUCUGGCGAAAACCCCAAUGUUCGCGGUCCGACCGAGGGCUUGUCUUUCCGCCAGCGGUUCCCUCCACGCGAGAUCAUGAGUACCUGGAUCCGUCCCUUCAAGAUGUUUUUGACUGAGCCGAUUGUCUUGACACUUUCUCUACUGAGUGGUUUCAGUGAUGCCCUCAUUUUCAUGUUCAUCCAGUCGCUCUCGCUCGUGUAUAGCCAGUGGGGCUUCAACACUUGGGAGAAGGGAUUGGCGUUCAUUCCAAUUCUGGUCGGCUACAUCCUCGCUUGGUUCUCAUUUUUCCCGGUGAUCAAGCGCAACAUCCAAGAGCGCAAGGACAACCCGGAAAGUGAACGGGCUCAAUACGAGUCCCGUCUGUGGUGGUUGCUCUACACCGCUCCCUGCCUCCCAAUCGGUUUGAUUGGAUUUGCCUGGACUAGCUUGCCGCAGUGUCACUGGAUUGGUACCAUGAUCUUUGCCGCCAUUAUUGGUAUUGCUAAUUAUGCCAUCUACAUGGCCACCAUUGACUACAUGAUCUGUGCCUACGGACCGUACUCUGCUUCCGCCACUGGUGGUAAUGGAUGGGCGCGAGACUUCCUUGCCGGUGUGCUCACUAUUCCAGCAACACCAUUCUUCACCAACAUCGGUGGAGAAUUCCACCUCGAGUACGCCUCCACGAUUCUCUUCUGCAUUUCGCUACCUCUGGUCGUUGCGGUCUACAUCAUCUACUGGAAGGGUCCCACUUUGCGCAAGCGUUCGCCAUUUGCCCAGCAGCUCGAAGACGCACGUGCACAAAUGCACAAUGAGGGUCUACGCGGAUCCAAGAUCCCUCAGGCAUCUCGCGCAAGUUCCUAUGCACGUUCCCAACAGGACCUCAGGAUUCGUCCCACGCUCGGCAGCCGAGGCAACUCGCGGGCCAACUCUCGGGCCAACUCUCAGGCGAAUUCCCGUGCCAACUCUCGCCGGAAUAGUCUGAACGCUAACGUUUGA
Messenger RNA from Penicillium bovifimosum, 1773 nucleotides. RefSeq lists its product as uncharacterized. The transcript is spliced from 3 exons. The record is from RefSeq and is a predicted model, not a curated record. Gene Ontology annotation, molecular function: transmembrane transporter activity. Gene Ontology annotation, biological process: transmembrane transport. Lineage: Eukaryota; Fungi; Ascomycota; Eurotiomycetes; Eurotiales; Aspergillaceae. The coding region runs from base 1 to 1773 and encodes 590 amino acids.